Acanthosepion pharaonis is the source of this 1008-nucleotide messenger RNA. NCBI's taxonomy places the organism in Eukaryota, Metazoa, Mollusca, Cephalopoda, Sepiida, Sepiidae. The record is from the annotation of a GenBank genome assembly.
AUGUAUCUUACGUUCGUACGCAUUUUUCUUUUCCCAAUGUCUGUCUAUCCAACUAUCGUUCGUACGCUAACCUCUGAAAACAUUUUACGUUUCCCAAUAUCUAUCUAUUUACCUAUCUAUCUAUUUAUGUAUCUAUCUAUCUGCAUUUAUCUAAGCCUGUCGAAUCUCUCUCAUUUUGCGUACAUCUAUCUAUCUAUCUAUCUAUCUAUCUAUCUAUCUAUCUAUCUAUCUAAGGUACGCUACUCUAUAAAAAGCUUUUCGUUGCACCUCAGAAUAUUUAUUUAUAAACUACCAAAAUCUUUUUCCACUUUUCAUACAUUUUCCAAAAAUAUCUAUAUAUGUAUCUCUUUUCUGUUUGAUUUUAUCCAAUUUCAUCAUUACAUUUUCAUAUCUGUCUAUUUGAUUCUAUUCAAUUCCAUAAUCACUUUUUCAUAUCUAUCUAUCUAUCUAUCUAUCUAUCUAUCUAUCUAUCUGAUUCUAUUCAAUUCCAUCAUCACUUUUCCUAUCUAUCUAUCUAUCUAUAUAUAUCUAUCUAUCUAUCUGAUUCUUUCUAAUUCCAUCAUUACUUUUCAUAUCUAUCUGAUUCUAUUAAAUUCCAUCAUUACUUUUUAUAUCUAUAUCUAUCUGAUUCUAUUCAAUUCCAUCAUUACUUUUCAUAUCUAUCUAUCUAUCUAUCUAUCUGAUUCUAUUAAAUUCCACAUUUGCAUUACUUUUCAUUCAUCUAUCUAUCUAUCUAUCUAUCUAUCUAUCUAUCUAUCUAUCUAUCUAUCUAUCUAUCUCAUUCUAUUCAUAUCUAUCUUCACAUUUGCAUAUCUAUCUAUCUAUCUAUCUAUCUAUCUAUCUAUCUAUCUAUCUAUCUAUCUAUCUAUCUCAUUCUAUUCAUUUCUAUCGUCACAUUUACAUAUCUAUCUAUCUCUCUAUCAAACUCUAAGCAAAUGUUCAGAACUUGCAAAAAUUAAAAAAAUAAAAUGUUUCCCCUCUUCUUACGAUAAACAUUGUGAGCAGUGA